AUGCAGGUAAAUGGAGGUUCGCAUGCAGGUAACAAGCUUGCGAUGCAGGAGUUUAUGAUUCUUCCUGUUGGAGCUUCUUCUUUCAAGGAAGCCAUGAAGAUGGGUUCUGUUAUUAAAAAGAAAUAUGGUCAGGAUGCCACCAACAUUGGUGAUGAAGGUGGCUUUGCUCCUAAUUGUGAUUCACCCACGUUGCAUCGCGCGGGUAUAUUCGUUAGGGUGUAUAAGCUCUCCAUUUCAUCCCACAUUGGUGUCAGAAUGAGAUACAAAGUCAGAGCAGAGAUUGGGAAAAGAAAAGGAGAAAAGAAGGGGCAGGGGAGGAAAAACAGCAAUAACGGCUAUUUGAGGAAGAAGGGGGAAAGAUUGUGGCUUCUUCAGGUUAAGAAAGCACUCGGGAGGAGGUUGUAG
Cynara cardunculus var. scolymus (artichoke) is the source of this 405-nucleotide messenger RNA. RefSeq names its product enolase-like. NCBI's taxonomy places the organism in Eukaryota, Viridiplantae, Streptophyta, Magnoliopsida, Asterales, Asteraceae. Gene Ontology annotation, molecular function: magnesium ion binding; phosphopyruvate hydratase activity. Bases 1 to 405 code for a protein of 134 amino acids. Gene Ontology annotation, biological process: glycolytic process. The record is from RefSeq and is a predicted model, not a curated record. The transcript has 4 exons. Gene Ontology annotation, cellular component: phosphopyruvate hydratase complex.